AUGGCCGACUUCCUUGCCGCUGUAACUUCAUUCAAUCCUCAACUGUUGGAACUCACCACUGAAAAUGGGAUAGAUAAGAGAAUUGUUUGUGUGAAUUAUGGUGGCAUCGCCGCUUCAUUGGAGCAGCGGUGCGUUUGCUAUGUUGACAACUUUAGUUCAGGUCAUAGGGGAGCCACAUCCACUGAGUAUUUGUUCUUGCACUUGCUCUUGUUCUUGUUCUUGUCAAUGAAACUUUUUCUUGGAUAUUUGUUUGGUGAUCUCUUGGAGGGGAAUGAAUACUAUGUUGCUGGUUAUGUUGAGUUCUGUGAGGUUUAUUCUAAAGCAGUGAAGACAGCUAUCGUGGAUCAUCAUGCUGCAGUGGAUAGUGGUCUCCGGUUAAAGCUUCCUUUCAGCACUAUAUUUGAGUAUCUUCACUCCACUAUAAUUUCUUUGUAUUAA
Molecule: messenger RNA, 438 nt
Organism: Arachis ipaensis
Lineage: Eukaryota; Viridiplantae; Streptophyta; Magnoliopsida; Fabales; Fabaceae
Source: RefSeq, a predicted model, not a curated record